Molecule: messenger RNA, 11394 nt
Organism: Propithecus coquereli (Coquerel's sifaka)
Lineage: Eukaryota; Metazoa; Chordata; Mammalia; Primates; Indriidae
Gene: ZNF469
Product: zinc finger protein 469
Exons: 2
Coding region: 1-11394 (3797 amino acids)
Source: RefSeq, a predicted model, not a curated record
AUGCCUGGAGAGCAGCCCCAAGGAGCACCGCCCCCGGCCAGGACUGGAGACCCGCAGCCCUGCCAGGUGGCCAGCGGCCUGGGCUGCCCCUGCCAGCCCCCCUGCGAGGGCCACACCCCGGCCAGCGGGCCCACCAAGGCCACGAGGGAGACUGGCCACGGGGCCCAGGCUGUAGAGCCCCCAGAAGCCCAGCCGAGGCCGGCCAGGGAGGGGGUGCCCAAGGCCCCACUCCUGAGGACCAAGGCCCUGGGCAGCGGCCCUGGGAAGGGGGGCGGCCUCCGGGCCCCCCCAGGGAGGAGCCGCUCACAGGGUCGCGUGCGGCCGGCAGGGGGCACAGCCAGCAGCACCCAGCAGCCAUAUGGCCUGAGCAUUGCCAGCUCGAGAGCCAAACCCGCCCUGGACAACGCCCCCGAGGGCCGACAGCUCGAGGCCGCCCAGCCCCCCGAGGCAGAGGACCCCCGGACUCCCCUCAGGCCCGGCCUCCCAAGGGCCGAGGCCCGGCCCCCUCCUGAAGAGCUCAGCUUCCAAAGGUGCUUCCCGGAGACCCCCUCCAGCUUUACCUCCACCAACUAUACCUCAGCAAACGCCACCCCCGGGCCCCCCGCCCUGCGGGCCCCCCCGAGCAGGGGCGCCAGCCCCCUCAGGCCAGCCUCCCAUCUGGAAUUCCAGGCCAGCGGGGCGGACUCCUGGCCUCCCGCUGCUGAGAACAGCUUCCCAGGUGCUAAUUUCGGGGUUCCCCCAGCGGAGCCAGAGCCCCUUCCCAAAGUCAGCAGACCGGGUGGCCCCACGGGGGUCCCCUUCCAGUUCUCCUUCCCCGCGCUGCACGGGCCCGGCACAAAACCCUUCCGCGCAGACACGGCUAGGCACGAGUACGCCAACGGGGCUCUGGUGUUCGCCUUCCACCAGCCCCCGGGAGCGUGGACGGAGGAGGCCGUGGGCACAGGCCCCGCCUACCCGCCUGCACCCCCACCCCUGCCCUGCUACCCAGGCCAGCCGGGCACCCUCGACCCCCCCAGCAACCUCAGCAGUGCCCUCUCUGCCCCGGGGGUGGCUCACCCGGCCCCGACCCCCUUCUCAGAUGGUUUGCACAAGAGCCUGACCAAAGCCCUUCCCGACAGGCCACCUUCAGCCCAGGACGGGCUGGGGAGCCCCAGGGGGGCCCUGAACUCCCUGCCCCAGAGACGCUUUCCGGGGCAGGCAUGUGGAGCCAGGGUGGACGCCAGCCCGGGGCCUCUGGACACCGAGCUGGCCACCCCGGGGCCCCCCCCGGCCAGACUGCCCCCACUGUGGGACCCUGCGGCAGCCCCUUAUCCCGCGCCUGCCCUGGGCCCCCUGGCCCCCCCCAGGAGCUCGUUCUUCAAAGGCCAGCCGGGCCCAGGCCAGCGACUCUGCCUCCCCCGGAGCCCCCCGCUGCCCUGGGCCCAGAUGCUCCCAACUGCCGGGCCGAGUCCCCACCAGAUGGAGGUGCCGAGCCGGCUGCCUUUCCCCACGGCGGUCCCCGAGUGGCAGGGGGGCAGCCAGGGAGCCCUGGGCACGGCCAGCCAGACGGCAGGGCCUGGGGAGAAGCUGGUGGCCAUGAGAAGCGGCCCAGGCCAGCUGGGCGGCUCCCCGGGGCUGUUCCCCUACAGCGGGCCGCAGGACCCGGGAGCACAGCCCCUGUUCUUCGGGGUGGCGCAGCCCCAGCUUUCACCCCGAGGGACCCCCAGCCUGCCCCCGCCCAGGGUGGUGGGAGCCUCCCCCAGCGAGUCCCCGCUGCCUUCGCCGGCCACCAACACCGCCGGCAGCACCUGCUCCUCCCUGUCGCCGCUGUCCAGCAGCCCGGCCAACCCCAGCUCGGAGGAGAGCCAGCUGCAGGGCCCCCUCGGGCCUCCGAGCUUCUUCCACCAGUCCCCGGAGCCCCCACACGCCCACCCCACCCACUUCCAGGCAGAGCCGGCCAAGGCCUUCGCUUUCCCUGCGGACGGGCUGGGGGCCGAGGGCGCCGUCCAGUGCCUGGAGGAGGCCCCGUUCCCCCACGAGCCGCCCCCGUACCCCACCCAGCACUUCUCCCUCAGCAGCGCCAGCCUGGACCAGCUGGACGUGCUGCUCACGUGCAGGCAGUGCGACCGCAACUACAGCAGCCUGGCCGCCUUCCUGGCGCACCGGCAGUUCUGCAGCCUGCUCCUGGCCAGGGCCAAGGACGGCCACCAGCAGCCCCAGGGCCCCCCGGGGCUCCCCUCGCCCAGCGCUGCCCCCAGAGCAGCUGCCGCCGACGCGCACGCAGGCGGGCUCAACCACGGCAAGGCCGUCCCCUUCCCGUUAGCCGGGGACGUCCAGGCGGACGGCAAAGACGACGCCUUGAGGAUGAGUGUCCUGCCCGGCCUGGCCACCGCCGCCUUCCCGCUCCCCGCCACGGACCUGGACAUGGAGGACGACGCCAAGCUGGACAGCCUCAUCACCGAGGCGCUCAACGGCAUGGAGUACCAGUCGGACAGCCCCGAGAUCGAUAGCAGCUUCAUCGACGUCUUCACCGACGAGGAACCCUCCGGCCCCAGGGGUCCUGGCACUGGGCAGCCCCCCAAGGCCAGGGUGGGGCCGGCUCCAGAGAGCAAAGCCCAGCCCCCGCUCGUAGCUGCCACGACGGAGCCGCAAGGCCCCCGCCCCGUGGAUGGGGGCUGCCCCACCCGGAGUGGGCCUAAAACCCGCUCCCUGGGUCUGGCGCCUGCUGAGGCCGACGGCAGCAGCCUGGGGAGGCAGCAGAGGAGAGGGAAGCAGUUGAAGUUGUUCCGGAAAGAGCUGGACGUGGCCAACACCACCAAGGGGCCCAGCGGAGGCGCCAGAGCCGCCUGCCUGCGGCCCAGGAGGAAGGGCAGCCGCGCGGAGCGGCCCCGGCCCCGUGCCCGGGACCUCCGGACUCAGGCCCCCAAGGGCCGUGCGGAUCCUGACACCCAGGGCCCGAGGGCCGCCCCCGUCCCCGAGGAGACCGGCAGCCCCAGGCACCUGCGACAGCCCCCCAGGAAGGACCCCAAGAGGAAGAAGGCGGGCGCUGGCACCUGGAGCAAGGAGCUGAUCCACAAGAUCGUGCAGCAGAAGAACAGGCUCCGGGAGUGCGAGGACGCCUCCGAGUCGGAGGACGAGCUUCCCCGGCAGCGGGGCUCUGGCUCCAGAGGCCGGCCCCCCCGCGGCCGACGCUGGCACCGAGGCGAGAAGAGAAAGGACGCGGACUUGGCCUGGGGGCCCAGAGCAGACCGGCAGCUGCAGGGACCCAGCCAGGCGCUGAGGCAGCGCACCGGGGAGCUUGGGGGGCUCCCCAGCCCGGAGCAGCCGUGCAGCCCUCACCCGGGCCCCCCACCCAGCCCGGAGGCUGCAGAGAGAGGCCCCACGUGUGCCAACCACCCCACAGCGGCCCCCCAGCACGCCCCGCAGGUCCCCACCGACACCGAGACCCCAGAGGAAAACCAGCCUUUGCUGGACGUCCCCCAAGAGGCCAAGAGGCCUGAAGUUGCUGAAAAGUCACCCCCUGACCCCGUGAAACCCAGAGAGGUCUCGAGUCCUCCUCCAGCCACCUACGUGAAAGGAAGCCCCAGCCCCCCAGCUCCAGAGCGGGCCCCGCCUGGCAGAGAGGAUGCCGGUAGCCCCAAGCACAGCGGGAGCUCGCCAGCACCGGGUCCAGGCAGUCUGCUGGGUGCCCCUGGGUGCAUGAGGCCCCCUGCGUCCCGUGACAGAGAGGACUCCGCUGCCCACCAGCCAGGAGGGUUUCUGGGGCCCGUUGCUAACGUCACAGAUACUGCCUACCCCGAACCAACGAUCCUGUUUUCAAAGAACUCUGAUCUUGCCGGCCCUGCACAUGCUAAAGGACACCCCACGGGGGUUCCAAUUGCCAAAAAAGGGCCCCAUCCCUACAGCGGCACCCCCAGUGAACUGUUCCUUGGACCCAAAGACCUGGCCGGCUGCUUCCCGGAAGUCCUGUACUCCAAGCCCCCGGCUGCAGACACGCCGCCAGCCCGCGGCCCCUGUCUUUGCAGGGACGGUGAGGAUGCCUGUUUCCUCGAGCCGAAGCCCCCCGAGCAUCGGCCUUACGCAGAUGAAACGGACCCAGCCAAAGCCAGGUCACCACUGACCUUGGAGUCCACGUCCCUCUUUCCGGGACUGGCCGUGGACGGGUUUGGCCCGCCCCUCUACGACAGCCUGUCUGCACACAGGGACACCCACGCGCCGCUGGCCCACGCUGGCCCUGCCCUGGCGAAGCCCCCGGUUGACCCACCCUACCCCUCGUUUUUGCUGCUUGAAGAAGUAGCCCCGAUGCUGCCCAGCCAUUUUCCUGACCUCUCAGCGGGGAGGGCAUUCGGGGAGAAGCGUCCCGGCGAGGGGGCACUGGUGCCCAGCCCUCCCCCCGCGCCUGGCAAGGGAAGUGAACGCAGCUCCGCUUUCGUGCGCAGCCUGUCGGAGGAAGAACUGGAGAUCCAGAGACUGGUCACCGAGUUGGAAAGUCAACUGCGGAGAAGCGGAGGCUCGCCCGGGGCCCCGGGAGAGCGUGGAGAGGCUGAGCGUGCAAGCGGGGCAGACCGGAGCGCCCGCACAGAGCCGUCCGCCCCCCACAGGAACGCGGCGGACCUCGCGGGCGCUGGAGCAUCGAGUCCACGCCAGGAAGCUGCAGAAACAGCCGUGGCCACCACGGAAGGGGCUCUCGGGAUCUCCCCAGAGCAGGGGCCCCGCCCAGCCACGCGCCACCCGGGAGAAGCAGCCGCCAGCUCUGGCACCCAGGAAGACCUGGCGUCUGGGGCUCCUCUCUGCCCCCCGCGGGCCAGCUGCAGUUUUCAGCUGGUGCAGAAAGCCACAGUCUCCGAGGCGGAAGGAGAGGGCAGGGUUCCCUCGGAUGUCUGCUUGCCGGACCCAGGCGGGCAGCUGGAGCCUCUGCUAGACGCUGAGAGGUUAGCAGAGUGCAGCCCAAACCGUGCUCUUUCGUUUCCUCAAAAUAAGGACAUCGCCGGAACACGGGAGAGGGCAGAUGCCCGGCUGCUGCGUCCCUGUGCUCAGGGAGGAGGGCUUUUCCCAGAGUCGCAGGAGGUAGCAGGGCCCUGCGGAGAGCACCCCGCGCUGGGGUCACUCGGCGGCCCUGCUGCCCACCCGGCGCCUGGCUUGGCGUUUCAGGAUGACAGAGCGCUACCUCUGGAUGCCACUGGGCCUCCUGGGGCCCGUCACAGCGAAGCCGCCCAGGGACCCUCUGUAGGCAGGACAGGCGGGGCCGGGGGGCUCCUCCACCCCAUGGCAGGGGGGCCUGGCUCCAAGGGUAUUGAGUUUGCACCAGCGGGGGCCUCCUCUCUGACGGCCCCCCCAGGCAGAGAGGCUCAAGCUGGCCCUGGCGAGAGGCCCCAAGACCCAACCUUGAGCCCCCAACUCCAGCUCCUGGGGGCUGAAGCAGCCGGGAGCAAAGAUAACACGCAGGGCUCACAGGGACCACCACCCGUGGACGCCCAGAGCCCUCAGCGAGGGGACCCCUCGGCUCUAGAAGGGCACCGUGUGAAGGGCAAGGACGUGGCCUGCAGCCCUGCCCAGAGCUCCUUCGGGGGUGAGCAGGGGACAGCUGUCCCUGCAGCGGCCGGACGUCAGCCGGGGCCCAAGGCAGACCGACACCUGGGCUUGCUCGGCCCGUCUGAGGAGCCCGAGGGCCAAGGCCAAGCCAGCCGGCUUCAGCCAGAUAACUGGGGGCUUCCUGGAGGGUCCGAUAGCCCUGCCCCGGGCACCGGUCCUGAAACAGCACUGGCCGGGCCCGUCGGGGGUGCUGGGGCAGCAUGCGAGGGACGCAGGGUGGCCUUGGGCCCUCAGAACGAGGCACAGCCCUCCCCAAGCCCCCCCUCCCCUGCGGGAGAGCCCCCAGUACCGGCCCCAACAGCAGCCCACACCCAAAGCGGGGCUGAGGACCAGACUCCGGAGAAGGCCACCGGCCCAGGCCUGGACAAGCAGCUGCCACUCGCGAGGCCCAGCCCAGCGUCACCCCUUGGGGGCCUGGCCGCCUGUGCCCCCUCACCCAUCGCUCCAGCCACCCCCAGUGUCUGCAGCCUCAAGCACCUGCCCCAGCAGGACCCCCCCACCUGGACUUCCGGUGCCACCAGGGCCCGGGGGGAGCAGAGGGGGCUGCUCCCAGCAUCCCCACCCAGCAAGGAGCCUCCCAGCCCCGGCCUCCUGCCGGCCUGUCCUCCUGCCUGGGCGCCUCUGGGAGGGGCCGGCUGUGUCCAACCCCUGACGGAUGCUGCAGCUGGGGGGCCCCCAGGGGCUGCCCCAUCCUUGACAACACGGCCCUGUGACCCCAAGGAGACCCUAGCUCACCACCCUCUCCUGGGGGAUAGCAGCCCCCUGGGAGACCCUCCCUCGCAGCCUGGCUUCGUCAGCAUCUCGGGGGACAGCAUGCUGAGACUUCCAGAGGAGCCCAGGAAAGAGAGACCAGCGGACUCUCCUGCCAGCGACACCCCACCUCCCCCCGUGGGGGCCACUUCCCCCAAAGUGACCAGCCAUCCCGCCAGAGAUGAGACAGGGGCUGCCAGAGGGCUUCAGGCGCCAGAGCCCCCCUGCGGCGGGGCCCCACCCACCACCAGCCCCGCGGGGUUGCCGAAGGGCCCCUCCCCGCCCUCCCCAAGCAGUGCCGCCCAGCUCGGCUGCAGGGAAGCACAGGGUGUCGUGGCUGUGCCCACUGACCCUACCAUGCUGGGGACCACAGGGCCAGACGGCCACACCUGCCUGGAAGGUGAGUUGGGGACCAGCAGCCAGGGACAGCCGGAGCCAGGGGCACCUGAGGCCGGGCACUGCAGUGUGACUGAGGUGCCCUGGGUCGUCACCGGAAGCCCCACGGUCGCCUGCCCUCCUGCAGGGCUUGGCCUGGGCAGAACCACGUCUCCAAACAGCACUGCCAGAGACUUCCGGCCCCACUCCCCCCAAAGCCACAGAAAUGUCCUCUUCCAGGCGCCCCAAGAGGAUCCCCUCAGUCCCCAAGACGUCGAACAGAGGCCCCACGGCUUUAAAAAGAAGCCCGUGUCCACGGAGAACGGCCUCUGGAAGGGCCAGGCCACGAGUGGGCCGCCUGUGACCUGCGAGCUCUGCGCAGCCUCCUUCCGCUCCAGGCCGGGCCUGAGCCGGCACAAAGCCAGGAAGCACCAGCCGCGCAAGGGCACCGCCCAGCCGAGCCCGGCCACCCCGACCUGCCGGCCCCCCGGGAAGAAGAGCCACAGAGCGCCCAGGAAGGACAGACAGCGUCACUGUCUCACAGGCCCCUGCCGCACGGCCGGGCCACCUCCCGCCCAGGGCUCGAAGGAGGUCAGGCAGGGGCUCGGGGCUCCCAGAACACCAGCCCCCGCACCCGGCCAGCGGCCGCACCCCCCAGGCCUGCUGGAGCGUGGGGCGCGUGCGAGGUCCCCGGCCUCCGAGCCCAGCAGACCAGACCCGCUGGGGCCAGGCGAGCUCCAUCCCAAACAGGCAGAGAAGAGAGAGGACCAGGUGCAGCCCCCGGGCGCCCCCAGCAACUCAGCAGGGAAAUCAAAGAAGAAAGGGGGGAAGCCGGGAGCGAGGAGGUUCCGGGAGAGGGCCCGGGGCCCUGCCGAUGUGAUUUCGGAUAAACCCCGCUCGAGCCCCGAUCGCCCGGCCCCUCCGAGCUGCCGCCUCCCGCGGGAGGGAGACCUGGCACCCAGCGAGACGGAGGGUACCGCGGAGACGGGCGCGGGGGCCCUGUGUGCAGAGGGGACACCCAGAGACCAGGCCACGCGCCGACGGAGGACGGAGGAGGCGCCUGCUGGGGAAUGGCCGGCGGGGCGUGACGGAGCCUGGGCGAGGGGGCCCUGGGGACCGCGACAGGCCAGCACCGUGGCUGAGCCACCGCAGGCCGCCAGGAGCAAGUCUGCAGAGGGUAGUGGAGGGGCCGAGAGCAGACCAGAGGAGGGCGUCUGGGAGGGGCAUGCGCCCCCCCUGGGCCCCCCGGGUCCUCCUGAGACCCCCAGCUCUGACGGGGGCCUCCUGGACGAGCCGGGAGCCCGGGGUGCAGUCCAGGGGCCCGAGGGCCCCACUGCCGAGGCGCCCAGCCCAGGCCUCGGGGACCCUCUGAGCUUGUUUGACGACGAGGUCUCCUUUUCCCAGCUCUUCCCUCUGGGCGGCCGCUUUACCCGAAAGAAGAGGAACCCGCGCGUGUACGGGAAGCGCUGUGAGAAGCCAAGGCGCCCGCCGCCGCCGCCCGAGCCCAGCAGCGAGGCCGGGAGCAGCUCCCCACUGCCGUGCGCCCGGCUGCCCACCGACCUCAGCGACUCCGGCUCCCUCUGCCUCUCCCACGAGGAGCCGUGGGAGGAUGAGGUCGCAGGCCUGCCGGAGCCCUUCCUCCCGGACGGGUUCCUCGGCAGCAAGGUGUCCGGCGCCGACCGCUGGGCCCCCGGCCUCAGCCUGUGGGCCCCGGAGCCCAGCGGGGAAGCCGGCACCGAGAAGGCAGCCGCCUGCCACCCCGAGGACGAUCGCCCCGAGACCAUUCCCGAGCUGCACAUGGUCCCUGCGGCUUGGCGAGGUCGGGAGCUGUGGGUCCCCGCUGAUGACACACCCUCUUCCCUUGGGGACGCCAGCCCCGAGCCCCCCAACCUGGAGAGAGAGCGGUUCGACAGCGGGUUCCCCGGGAACGCCGACCUGCUGCCGCUUCCCCCCGUGGAUUUUGAGGCGCUCAGCCCCAAGGUUGAGGUGCAAGACCUGUGCUUCCUGGGACCCUUUGAAGACCCCGUAGAUCUCCCCGGCACAAGCUGCCUCAACUUCAAGGCCACAGCGAAGCCACAGGGGCCACGGAACGAAAGGACGGAGGCAGCGGCCGGGCCACGGGGCGCGCAAGGCAGAGAGCCGCCGGCCCAGGGCAAGAGGGCCGCCUACAAGUGCAGGGCGUGCUUCCAGCGCUUCCGCAGGCUGGCCGAGCUGGACCUCCACAAGCUGGCGCACAGCCCCUCCCCGCACCCCACCUGCUACAUGUGCGUGGAGCGCCGGUUCGGCUCCCGCGAGCUGCUGCGGGAGCACCUGCAGGACAAGCACCUGCAGGGCAAGGCGGGGCCCUGGGCCUGCGGCAUGUGCCUCAAGGAGGUGGCCGACGUCUGGAUGUACAACCAGCACCUGCGGGAGCACGCCGUGCAGUUCGCCCGCAGGGGGCAGGUGCGCAGGUCCCUGGGGGACCUGCCCGGGUGCCUGGAGGGCGGCAGCCCCAUCGCGCGCCUCCUGAGCAGCGUCACGGAACCAGCAUCCAAACCCCAUAGGGGCAGGCGCUCGGGGGGCAAGGCCCACGGGAGCCCCAGAGAGCCUUCGGGGCCCGCGAGGGGGGCCGGGAAAGAGAGCCCAAGGGAGCGGGCGAAGCCCCGGGCGCGGGCCGCCGCCUCGGGCCGAGAUGGCGCCUCGACACCAGACGGCGUCUCGGACUCCGCGUUGGUCGAGGGCGGCAGCCCUGCAGCCUGGGCGACCCCUGCUGCGGCCGGCAGCUCCGCCGCCCUCCCGGGCCCCAGCAAGACGGCCCCCAGCCCGUCCCCCGACCCCUGGUCGGGCAGCGAGCCCCUCCUCCAGGCCAUCCCGGUGCACGCGGACUGCAAGGACCCGUCCCGCGACUGCCACCACUGCGGGAAGCGGUUCCCCAAGCCCUUCAAGCUGCAGCGACACCUGGCGGUGCACAGCCCCCAGCGCGUGUACCUGUGCCCCCGGUGCCCGAGGGUCUACCCCGAGCACCGCCAGCUGCUGGCGCACCUGGGCGCGGCGCACGGGGCGAAGGAGCAGCAGGAGCUGCAGCACACCCCGCUGUAUGCCUGCGAGCUCUGCGCCGACGUCAUGCACAUCACCAAGAAGUCCUUCGCCUGCAGCUCCUGCAACUACACCUUCGCCAAGAAGGAGCAGUUCGACCGCCACAUGGACAAGCACCUGAGGCGGGGGCAGCAGCCCUUCACGUUCCGCGGGGUCAGGAGGCCGGGAGCCCCCGGGCAGAAGGCCCCGGCCCUCGAGGGCACGCUGCCCAGCAAACGGCGCCGGGUGGCUGUGCCCAGCAGCCCCCCGGGCCCCAGCGUGGACGGGCCACUUUCCCGGGGCAGCAGCCCAGCCCUGCUCCAGGUCGGCCCAGAGGCAGCUCCCAGCACCACCGAGGGGCCGCCCAAGACCCUGGAGAGGCCCGAAGACCCAGCGGGCCCCACGGCCGGCAGGUGUGACCUCCCCCCUGACCUCCAGGAGGACCCACCCCCAGCUCUGUCUCCCUUCCCCACGGCGUCGGCCGACAGCAGAGGUGACCUCAAGCCGGACCGAGCCCUGGAGAGGCCCGAGGAUGAGGCUUCCCCAGGCAGCCCUGGGCCUCUCGUCCAGCCCGCUCUGCUGUCGGGGGGGGCCCUGCCCCAGCCAGGCGCCAGAGGCCAGGCCACGGAGGGAAAGGGGGCUCCUCUCACGCCCUCAGGGAAACGCAGGACCCCAGGCCCCCGUGCCAAGUGUGGCCCUGAACAUUCCCAGGAAGACCCCUCCCUGUUCCAGAAAGAGAAGCAAGUGUCCACCUGCCGCAUGGUGCCUGAGGGGGACACGGGGGUCCCCUCCCACAAGGGCAAUGCCACCAGGCCUGGUGCCUGCCGCAGUUCAUCGAAGGACAGGUCAGCGGCGUCCACACCCAGCCCCGCGCCCAAGCUCCCAGUGCAGCCAAGGAAGGCCUCGGGGAGCCUGGCACCCGGAGAGCUGGUCCGCGGCACCGAGAACGGGACAAAGGCCACCACCCCCAAGGACAGGCCAGGGCCCAGCUCCCAGGGCAGUGGGGGCCCCCGCCCCGGCACCAAGACGGGGGGUGGCAGCCAGCCCCAGCCGGCCAGCGGGCAGCUCCAGAGCGAGACAGCCACCACCCCGGCCAGGCCCGGCUGCCCUGGCCAGAGCCCUGCACCGGACAAGACCCCGCCGCAAGCCCAAGCCAAGGGCUGCACCAAGGGGCCCAGGGGAGCUGGUGACCAGGGGCCCCGGCCGAGCCCGGGUCCCAGGGAGAAGGGAGGGGGCGGUGAGAAGAGGAGAAAGGGCCAGGUCCCGGGGCUGACGGGCAGUGAAAACGCAGGGAGCUUGGGGAGAGCCCCCCCAGCCCCCGACAGACCUCCCCGGGCCCCUCGAAAGCAGGCAACUCCCAGCCGUGUGCCCCCCGCCAAGCCCAGACCCAGUAGCCAGAACAGCAAGCCAAGGCCGCAGCCCUCAGAGCCCGGCCACGCCCACAGGAAGGAGGCUCAGGGCAGGGCCUUCCCCCAGGCGAGACCCCUGCUCAGGCCCCCCAGGAGGGGCAGAGCUGUCCACGGUGCUGAGCCCGCCGACCGCGGCUACCGGACCGCCGAGGCCCAGAGUGACCUCCUCAGCCAGCUCUUCGGGCAGAGACUAACUGGCUUCAAGAUUCCCUUAAAGAAAGACACUUCUGAGUAA